ACUACCAUGCGAUUGGCCCAGCCACUAGGUUUGCGAAACCGUAAGGCAGAUAUUGAAACGCGAUGCAAGUGUUGCUGCUCCGUAACGAGUUCUAUAAGAGCGAAGAAGAAUAAUGGCAAAAAUAGUAUUCAGACUUCCACGUGUGUUACCCUGUGUUUCCAUUUCUUUACAGUUGCUAGUAUUUUGAGGAGAUUUAGAACGUCGAAGCGUCAAGAUGUCGCUCACGUUCACUCAUCGCAGUAGAGUAGGCUCUGCGUUGCUUACCUUUACCGGGAGCGCUCGCUACAUCAGCUCAACAAGCCAUCUCAAUCCAGCGGAAUUCCGCCUCUUUUGUGAACAUAUCGAAUCGAAAUCUCGCCUACCGCCUAAACCGAUCUCGCAGAAGUUUCCUCUUCUACAGUUCCUCCAACCGCAAAUCCACUGCCCUGAAUCCUCAGCUUGGGUUGCGCUUGAGAACAAUAAUCAUCAAAAUUGUUUGCUGCGUGACAGCGUCCUUAAAGUCGUGUCCUGGAACAUUGAUUGGUUCAGUCCCAGUCCACUAGAUCGCGCUUCAGCAGCGUUAGGCCAUCUGGAGGAACAUUUUGGAACAGUACCAGGCAACCUUGUUGUAAUGCUCCAAGAAGUCUGUCACGAAUCUCUUCAGGCCAUCCUGGAGAACUCAUGGGUUCAAUAGAACUUUGUCCUUACCAACGUGGUAUCUCCCAACUCUCUCU
Mytilinidion resinicola is the source of this 713-nucleotide messenger RNA. RefSeq lists its product as uncharacterized. The record is from RefSeq and is a predicted model, not a curated record. The coding region runs from base 215 to 673 and encodes 152 amino acids. NCBI's taxonomy places the organism in Eukaryota, Fungi, Ascomycota, Dothideomycetes, Mytilinidiales, Mytilinidiaceae. The transcript has a single exon.